AGAGAAACAGAAAAGAGUCUGUUUCUGUGAAAGAGGAAACGACUGCGGGCUAAAGGCGGGAGCAACUCUACACGGCUCUGUUUUUCGUGAAGCCGUAUAUUCUUCUUGCCUGAAAUCAGCUGUUUUGAGGUGGGGGCCAGCCGGGAAGACCUGAACUGACCCCCGCGUUUCCACUCUGCAGUGAGCUACCUGGUGGGUCUGUCACCUGCCCCCCAUGCCUUUGAGAAACUCGCACCCAUGACUGAGGGGAGGAUGAAAGGAUAUUUGGACCAGCAAGUGCCUUACACUUCUGCACAAAAACCAUCAGGGAAUGGAACUUUGGAGAGCAGAUCUGUGAUGGCUUCACGGAGAAAAUCCAUGGACCCAGGGAUGCCCCAUGUCCCAGAUUCAGAAGAUCUCUUCCUUGAUCUAAACCAGUUUCAGGAAACUUGGCUGACUGAAGCACAGGUUCCGGACAGUGACGAGCAAUUUGUGCCUGACUUCCAUUCAGAGAACGUGGCCCUUCACAGCCCUCCAGCUAAGAUAAAAAAGGAACCUCAGAGCCCAUGUGUGGAUCCUUCCAGUUCCUGCAGACACAGACAGCCUUUUCAAUACCAACCCAGGGAGCCAUGUUUAUAUGCCAGGCAAGAUUCAAACCAUGUGAGCCACCACGGCCCACCCCAGACUGCGCCUGGCCAGGCAUACUGUAUGGAACACAGUUCGUUGUACCAACUGCACGCUGAGACGGGCCAAUCCUUCUCUGCUUCUCAAGCCUUGGUAUCAGACACCCCUUCCAUUUAUCAGCGUCCAUGGUCGGCCCCAUGCCUGCCAUAUCCCCCUCAGGGCUUCAAACAGGAGUUCCACGACCCCAUGUAUGAGCAGGUGAACACGCUGGGGGACAUGGGCAGUUCCCGGUACGCAACUGGCGUGGUGAUAAAACAAGAGCAGAUGGACUAUGCUUUUGACACAGCGAUACCUCCAGCCAGGAACCCUGGGGCUGUGAGUUUUGACCAGCCGUCCCUAACCUUGUGCCUUCCAGAGGUGGUGGUCUACGACUCUCAGCACCCUCAUAUUCUGGUAGGAGAUGAUGGCACUCAUAACUCAGUGUAUCUGGAAGAUGUGCCAAGCUGCCAUUCAAUGUAUAUGAAUGUGGAAGGACUCCCAAGUUGUUCCAGCUCUGAAGGCACAUUAGGGUAUGGUUAUGAGAAGCAAAUGCGACCAUUUGCAGAUGAUGUUUGUGUGGUUCCUGAGAAGUUUGAAGGGGACAUUAAGCAAGAAGGAAGUGGAUACCGUGAGGGCCCCCCUUAUCAACGGCGGGGGUCUCUACAGCUUUGGCAAUUUCUGGUGGCUUUGCUAGAUGAUCCAAACAACUCCCAUUUUAUUGCCUGGACAGGCCGAGGGAUGGAGUUCAAACUCAUUGAACCGGAAGAGGUGGCACGACUUUGGGGCAUCCAGAAGAAUCGUCCAGCCAUGAACUAUGACAAGUUGAGUCGUUCCCUUCGUUACUAUUAUGAAAAAGGCAUUAUGCAAAAGGUGGCUGGUGAGCGUUACGUGUACAAGUUUGUCUGUGAGCCUGAGGUGUUGUUCUCCCUUGCCUUUCCUGACAAUCAGCGUCCAUCCCUGAAGGCUGAGUUGGAGUGGCACGUCAGCGAGGAAGAUACAGUUCCUCUGUCCCACUUGGAUGAAAAUGCUGCCUACCUGGCAGAUCUGGGAGGGGCCCAGCCUUAUGGAAAAGGCUGCACAUACUAGCCAGCAAUAGAAUGGACAGUUCACAUCGGGGCGAGUUGUG
Python bivittatus (Burmese python) is the source of this 1768-nucleotide messenger RNA. RefSeq names its product ETS variant transcription factor 4 (gene ETV4). Gene Ontology annotation, cellular component: nucleus. NCBI's taxonomy places the organism in Eukaryota, Metazoa, Chordata, Lepidosauria, Squamata, Pythonidae. The record is from RefSeq and is a predicted model, not a curated record. Gene Ontology annotation, biological process: regulation of transcription by RNA polymerase II; cell differentiation. Gene Ontology annotation, molecular function: DNA-binding transcription factor activity, RNA polymerase II-specific; sequence-specific DNA binding.